Messenger RNA from Microstroma glucosiphilum, 2435 nucleotides. RefSeq lists its product as hypothetical. Bases 190 to 2244 code for a protein of 684 amino acids. NCBI's taxonomy places the organism in Eukaryota, Fungi, Basidiomycota, Exobasidiomycetes, Microstromatales, Microstromataceae. The record is from RefSeq and is a predicted model, not a curated record. The transcript has a single exon.
AUCUACCUCAGCGUCACCCCUCGUAUAUACCCGCCGCGCCCCUAGCAACGUGGUAGCAAAGCAGGAGUAGCAGAGGAACGAGGAACUCCACCACCUUCGGAGCUUCUCUCCCUGCUCUUCUUCUCCCUUUUACUUUGCCCCUCCCCUGCUCCCUGCUCCUACGCCCUUCUGUCCCCAGAGUCACCCGCCAUGCCUCAGCCAGCAACGGCGGGCAUUGUCUUGGGCGGCAUCUUCGGUGGGGCGGCCGUCCUCUACUUUACCUAUCGCCUCCAUCGUCGAUGGCGGCGUAGGCGGGGCAGGGGACCCAAGCACCCAGAAUCGGAGCUACCACCCAUCAGACCAGCCAAUGUACCCAAUCCCUGGGAUGCCCCCAACAUUUCGAGCCAAUUCCGGGAAGGAGGUCAAAUCUAUGGAAGGCACAUCCCUAGAAGUUAUAGCAUGCCCACUUCCCCCAUCUGGGACAGUGAAACUGCAAGCCCUUUCCCCUUCGACUUUAAGCGAACACCUUCACCAGGACUACUCACACCUGCAGUCGGCAGCUCCAGCGCUUCUGGCUCACCUUCGCCUGGUCAUACAUGGGGAGGCACAGCAUCUGGCUCCAAUAGCUUCCUUCAGCCCUUACCUCCAGCUGCAGGCUCUUCUUCACCCACUGCAGAUGGUUUGGAGCCAUUGCUAUCAGACAGGCCAGGUACCAGGCUGAGCGUCAUCUCCUCGAGCUCUUCUACAAUGGCACUCAAGCGGUCCUAUGCCUCUUCGGUCCACUCUUCGCAUCUCACUCACUCCUCCUCCACACCCAUCUACGGUCUAGGUAUGGGUCAUUUGCAAGGCCAGCCAGCUAAAAGAAGCUCCUAUCUGCCGCAUUCGCCCCUCAAUAGAGACAAGAUACAGAUUGUCCCGCCUCAGCCAUUGGGUAUUGGGCUUGGAGGGCUCGCAACGGCGGUAGACCAGCGCACACUGGCAUUCAGCCCGGCCAGUGGUAUCGGGGAUGGCACCUCGGAGCUCUUUGGGCAAGAUGUGCUCUGGCCUUCCUCGGAUCCUGCAGAGGGCUCAGAAAGACCACAGAGGCCAGCACGGGUGCACAACUCUACCAGUCGCUCGAGUAUAGGGCAUGAUGAGAGGAUGAGGUACCUGCAGGAAGGACCUGCUCGUCAGGCUUCGCCGGCAGAAUUUGGAAGCAGCAAGAGACCUACCCUCGACCCGGCUGCGCGUAUCACCUCGUCACCGCGUCAAAGCGAGUCUCGAUCUAGGUCCCCAGCCCACCUCACGUCCAGCACGAGCGCAGGUCAAGGAACGCCCGAUACCCUCCACCCUAGCCACACGCCUCCGCCAUCAAAGAGUCGGACCAACAGCUCCACUGGACGACAGAUCCUUGCUGCUCCGCCCACACUACCGCACAUUCCAGCCUCGCAAGACUCUCCUUCGUCUGCACUUCCUCAGUACCCCUCGCUCUCAAGAGAGGCAACCCCGCGAGCAGACACAGAGAGCAGACAACAGCAGCAGCCCACCGUUGCGAUGCCUUCCCCGGUCAGACCACUCGCACGAAUCCUCUCGGCCAGCGGCUCGCACCACUCGUCUGCUGAGACUUACGCGAGGGGAGGAACUAGUGAGCGAGAAGAGAUUGCCUCUGCUGGUUCCCCUGGUCCCGCUCCAGAGGGACUCCUCAGCGAAUCGCCGAAGGGUAUCGCGGACUCGUCGCAGCGUCUUUCAGUGUCAGAGAGCGCUCCGAUCCCUCAGAAUGGCGAAUUUGCAGCAGCUCCUGUUUCGCUUGCGACUCAGCCUCAGACCUCAACAGGCGCCGCAUCGCCCAUCUCCCCGCCUCUGGCGAUCAACUUUGCUUGGAAUCCUGCCAACACCUCCUCUUUAUCGACCAAGGGACCCUCUCAAGGCACCCGCAACAUCUCGCCCGCUCGCACCGCCGGAACAGCAGCAGCAGGCGGUUCCGACCAACAGCCCCAGCCCCAGCCCGGCCGUGAGGACGACGUCGACCCGGCGAACUCUUCUUCCUCCCGCGUCACCUCCAGUGCCAGUACAGGUACAGCGGGGACGACUAGCGGCAGUGCCUCUGCCAGCGGCAGCGGGAGCGGGAGUACCACAACGGAUACAGCUGGGAGCAGUACGGAGAAUCUUGGCGCGUUGCUGCUUGUAGAGGGAGUUCACAACAAUGAGGAUGGGAGUAAAGGUUUGAUUUUGGCCAAUGGAAACUUGGAGACUCACGGCGCGGGGCAGGAUGGAAUCACUACGUGAGGCCUACUUUUGCCUCAACUCCCGAUUUUCGAGCCACGGCUCGCGACGAGGAGAUGAGGGAGCGUCCGACUUCUUAUGAAGCGGGGCUGGGAAAGGAACAUUGAGGAUUGCUAUGCACGCUUUCCAUCGGCUGUUGCUUCACUGGCGAGCACGCCAUACCUCUAACACUUGCCCUUCGUCCUCCCCUCUCA